This is a messenger RNA of Daphnia magna, 845 nucleotides long. RefSeq names its product hematopoietic prostaglandin D synthase. The record is from RefSeq and is a predicted model, not a curated record. The transcript is spliced from 8 exons. The coding region runs from base 173 to 802 and encodes 209 amino acids. NCBI's taxonomy places the organism in Eukaryota, Metazoa, Arthropoda, Branchiopoda, Diplostraca, Daphniidae. Gene Ontology annotation, molecular function: glutathione transferase activity. Gene Ontology annotation, biological process: glutathione metabolic process.
UUUUUUUCCACUUUUCGAGCUUGUGCUUUGCUCUUGUUAUCAACUAAAAUCUUAUCUCACCAAAACUGGUGUGCCUCCAGCUUCUAUAUAGUUCUGGCCUUCCCUAUACUUACGUACAGACAGAUAGUCGCAAGUCAUCGUUACCGGUUUUUUCAGAAAAAAUAGCCAGAAAAUGUCGACGCGAAGGAGAAACGAAUACAAACUGCAUUAUUUCAAUAUGAAGGGACGCGGAGAGCUUGCUCGUUUGAUCAUGGCCUAUGCCAAAGUUCCCUAUGACGACAUUCGCUACGAAAAUGCUGAUUGGCUCCAGCAUAAGGACCGAAUGCCUAAUGGCCAGCUGCCCGUGCUCGAAUGGAAAGGUCAGCUCUUGCCGCAGAGUCUCGCUAUUGCUCGUUUUCUGGCCCACCGUCACAACUUGGCCGGCACAGACGAAUGGCAAUGGGCCAAGAUCGAUGCAAUGACCGACACCAUCAAUGACACACUCGGUGAGGCGAGGCCGAUUUUCAUGGCCGGCGAGGAUGAAGGAAAAAAGAAAGAAGCGGUUGAUAGUUUCUUGAAGAAUGCCAUCGAACCGCUGUUCAAGCGGUUGGACAAGAUGUUGGAGGACAAUGGUAGCGAUUACCUCAUCGGCAAUCAAUGCAGCUUGGCCGAUUUGGCGCUCUUCAGCUGUUAUGACUUUGCUGCUGGACUGUGUGGCGAUCGUCUACCCAAGUGUCAACACGUAGCGGCUUUGCACGGCCGAGUAGGCCAGAUCCCAGCCAUCAAAAACUGGGUUGAGAAACGUCCAGCGACUCCUUUUUAAAAGAGUAAAACGAAUGGGUCUAAUACACCGACGAGCAAAAGUA